This is a messenger RNA of Cynoglossus semilaevis (tongue sole), 1890 nucleotides long. RefSeq names its product solute carrier family 6 member 4b (gene slc6a4b). The record is from RefSeq and is a predicted model, not a curated record. Gene Ontology annotation, cellular component: neuron projection; plasma membrane; synapse. Gene Ontology annotation, biological process: serotonin uptake; sodium ion transmembrane transport; amino acid transport. Gene Ontology annotation, molecular function: serotonin:sodium:chloride symporter activity; serotonin binding. Bases 19 to 1779 code for a protein of 586 amino acids. NCBI's taxonomy places the organism in Eukaryota, Metazoa, Chordata, Actinopteri, Pleuronectiformes, Cynoglossidae. The transcript has 13 exons.
CAGCAGGAGCCAGCCGUUAUGGCCGGCAGUUUGACGCAGCACUGCUCUCAGACCCCGGACUACAGCUCCAGUAACUCAGUCCCGGUGCCGGUCCUGACUCAGAACAACUCUAGGGACAAAUGGAGCAAAAAGAUGGAUUUCCUCCUCUCUGUUGUUGGUUUUGCAGUGGACCUGGGAAAUGUUUGGAGAUUUCCUUACGUAUGCUAUCAGAAUGGAGGCGGUGCUUUCCUCAUCCCCUACAUCCUCAUGGCGAUUUUUGGUGGUGUGCCACUCUUUUACAUGGAGUUGGCUUUAGGACAGUUCCACAGAACUGGGGCAAUUUCCAUAUGGAAGCACAUCUGUCCUAUCUUCAAAGGUAUAGGAUACGCCAUUUGUAUCAUUGCUCUGUAUGUGUCUUUCUACUACAACACCAUCAUUGCCUGGGCCCUCUUCUACUUCUACUCCUCAUUUACCAGUAUCUUGCCUUGGACAAACUGUGACAAUGUGUGGAAUACACCGGACUGCACCAACUAUUUCGGUAUGGACAACGUCACCUGGACCAAUACCUCCAGGUCUCCAGCAGAGGAAUUUUACUUGAGGAAUGUUCUUGAGAUUCACAAGUCAUCAGGGCUGAGAAAUGUUGGAGGUGUGCGCUGGCAGCUGAUGCUUUGCCUUUUUCUCAUUUUUACUAUCGUAUACUUCAGUCUUUGGAAGGGAGUGAAGACGUCAGGAAAGGUUGUGUGGGUGACGGCUACCUUACCCUAUAUUGUACUGUUCAUCCUCCUUAUUCGAGGAGCAACUUUACCAGGAGCCUGGAGAGGUGUGGUGUUUUACCUGAAACCUCAGUGGGAAAAAUUGUUGGAAACCAGUGUGUGGGUCGAUGCUGCGGCUCAGAUUUUCUUCUCUCUUGGACCAGGGUUUGGCGUCCUCCUGGCUCUCUCAAGUUACAACCCUUUCACCAAUAAUUGCUAUCGUGAUGCUAUCGUGACAAGUUUGGUGAACUGUCUGACCAGCUUUGUGUCAGGCUUCGUCAUCUUCACUGUGCUGGGCUACAUGGCAGAGAUGAGGAAGGUGGAGGUGCAGGACGUGGCCAAAGAUAAAGGACCAAGUUUACUGUUUAUCACGUACCCUGAGGCCAUUGCGAACAUGAUGGGCUCCACCUUCUUUGCCAUCAUCUUCUUUGUCAUGAUGAUCACACUGGGACUGGACAGCACUUUUGGUGGACUGGAGGCCAUUAUCACUGCUGUACUGGACGAAUAUCCUGACCGCUUCUCCCACAGACGUGAGCACUUUGUGCUCUGUCUAGUUAUAGUCUGCUUUUUGGGCUCUCUGAGCACCCUUACAAAUGGUGGAGCUUAUGUGGUCAAGCUGCUGGAGGAAUUUGGGGUUGGAUGUUCUAUUAUUGCAGUAGGAUUCCUGGAGGCCAUCGCAGUUUCUUGGUUUUAUGGCAUCAACCGAUUUAGCAGCGAUGUUCAGGCCAUGUUGGGCAAAGCUCCUGGGUUGUUCUGGAGGGUUUGCUGGGUUGCCAUUAGCCCAGCAUUUCUGGCGUAUAUCAUAGUCAGCUCCCUGCUGAAGGCUCCGCAACUCACACUGUUUGACUACAAGUACCCAGACUGGAGCAUUACAGUGGGGUACUUCAUUGGGUUGUCCUCCUUUAUGUGGAUCCCCAUCUACAUGGUGUACAAGCUGGUGUGGACUCCCGGGUCACUAAAACAGAGGUUGGCAGUGUGUCUGAGACCGGAGAGGACCAUACCUGACAUCCACACUGACAGCCUGAACAUGGAUACUGUACACUUGUAGAUGCAAGAUGAUCAAGGCUGAUUUUCUGACAUCAUGAUUUGAUCUAGUGAUGUUAUGAAAUGUGUAAACUCUAUUUGUAUCUGAUUUUCCUACAAACACCACUAUCAUAGU